AUGAUAGGUGUAGAGAAUGCAGAUAGCUGGGUUGCAUUUGGUGAGGCGGUUGGCCCGCAUCCCCCUGAGUCGUUUGUAGGUGACUGGGGAAGGGAAGCGCCCCUCUACGCGUCUCCCCCGACGGCAGGCCUUGCCCCGCGCUCCUCAUCCCAAGCCAAAAGCAAGGGUAGGAGAGGCGGGGGCUCCAAAUCCGCUCCCCGGAGCAGAGAGAGUUGGCUAACUCCUAGCGGGGCCUGGGGCGCCCACAUCCACGGCAGAGCCACCUGUGAGCCUGUAGCGCAGCAACGGGAUGCCCGCAACCGGGAUCCGGGGACCACGACCACCGCGGUUACAGCAGCAGGCGGGGCGCAGCCGCCCGCACUUACCAGGAUAAGAUGGGAGGACGCGCACACGGCGGGGCCCCCGAGCGCGGCCCGCCGCUGCGGUCCGCCGCUCUCAGGCCCGGGCUCUGGCUCGCACUGGCCGCCGUUCUCGCCAGCCGGGGCUGGUCUCGGGAGGAGACUGAGCCGCUGUGAGCCCGGCGCUCCGAGUCUGCCGCUGCCCGGCCCCCGCCGGCCCCUCCCUCUGGGCUGCGCGCUGGGAGCGGGGCCGCAGCGCGCUCAGCUCCCGAGUCCUUUGCUCCACGCCUCCUGGGCGCAGAGGCGACGCUGGCAGCAGUCUCUUAGGAGAUUUCUCCGCAGUGUGGACGGGGGUCAGGAUUUGCAGGCGAGCAAGGGCAGAGAGGAGAAAUCGUACAGGUUCUUCCCCUACAGCCCAGAGAUGACCCUGAAUCUUGAUCUGGUGAGAAGGGGAAUGAGAUCCAGAGAGAAAAGAUGCAUGGCAAACCUAGAACUUGCUUUUGAAGCUUCAGCUUGGAAGUGAUGCAUCACUGCUGCUAAUAUCUUAUGGACUGAAGCAAAUCAGAUGGCCAUAUCUAUUUUCAAGGGAGCAAGAAAGUGCAGUUGCAUUGUGCGCUUGGGAGAAGAAUGGAAAGAUUUGGUGAUCAUCAAUAGUAACUACCACGAUGGGCAUCAGUGGUGGGAAAAGGGAACUGAUAUGUUACACACCUACCAUGAACUAGAGUGUUUGCUAAUCUUUUUUCAAGCUCAUGAGUUUUAUCACCAUUAUUAUCCACAGAUGAAGAAACUGAGGCUCAAUGAGGUUAAGUACCUUGCCCAAUAUCAAACAGCUCCUUUUGAAUCCAAUAAUGGCUCCAAAGCCCGAGUUCUAUUUCUCAUAGUAUAUGAUAGUCUCUACUUAACUAAGAGUUAGUUGCAUUUUUCCUGUUGAGAUUAUAUACUUAGAACCUAUGGAUUUCUACCAACAGCCCGUCAACAAUCAAGGAUAGUUGUCUACUUCCUAAGAGGAUCUGCUUUGCUUGUUUAAAAAAAUCACAGAUAUAAGUAUCAAAAUAUCCUGAUGUUCUUUAAGAAAUGUUCUCCUCAGGCCUCCAAAUCUGGACUGAUUUUAUUUUCCUUUGCAUUGGGCUCAUUUUUUGUCUGGUGGCUUUCCUUUUCAGUUCAAUGAGAACCAUAAAAGUAGAAAAAAAGUUCUGCGGGAUUGAGGGAUGAAAGUGCAGACUGCUUUGCUUUUGACAGAGAUUUCUGCAACAGCACUUAAGGCCAACCCCCCCAUGAUUGCUUUUUCUUCUUUUCUUAUUCACUUACGAGGUGAGAAGUGAUGAAUGCCUAUUAUUUUUACAUUAGGAACAGGAAUUUUUCUGGCCUUAAAAGCCCAGGAAGCCCUGAAAUUAAGCCUCUCUUUGCAAUAGCAGCUCAGCUUCAUUGCACCUGAGCAACAAAACAGGUUAUAGUCAUUAUCCUAAGUGAAUUAAUGCAGGAACAGAAAACCAAUGCCACAUGUUCUCAUAAGUGGGUGCUAAACAUCAGGUACACAUGGACACAAAGA
Messenger RNA from Chlorocebus sabaeus (green monkey), 1887 nucleotides. The record is from RefSeq and is a predicted model, not a curated record. NCBI's taxonomy places the organism in Eukaryota, Metazoa, Chordata, Mammalia, Primates, Cercopithecidae.